Amphiprion ocellaris (clown anemonefish) is the source of this 973-nucleotide messenger RNA. Its product is annotated as retinal cone rhodopsin-sensitive cGMP 3',5'-cyclic phosphodiesterase subunit gamma-like. The record is from RefSeq and is a predicted model, not a curated record. The transcript is spliced from 3 exons. Gene Ontology annotation, cellular component: photoreceptor outer segment membrane. NCBI's taxonomy places the organism in Eukaryota, Metazoa, Chordata, Actinopteri, Pomacentridae. Gene Ontology annotation, biological process: visual perception; positive regulation of epidermal growth factor receptor signaling pathway; positive regulation of G protein-coupled receptor signaling pathway. Gene Ontology annotation, molecular function: cGMP binding; 3',5'-cyclic-nucleotide phosphodiesterase activity. The coding region runs from base 155 to 376 and encodes 73 amino acids.
UUAGAUUGAACAUCUGAGAGGAUUAGCAGCUCAGAGGACUUUAUAAGGGAGACAUCAGACUGAGAGAGAAGCAUCACAAGUGAGAAACUGACAGACUGAUCAGACAGCAUCAGAAAAGGACUUUUGGGAUUGUGAAUCAAAGUAAAUCAGAAAAAUGGCAGAUGUAGCAACUCCCGCUGAGAAGAAGGCACCUCCCAAGUUCAAGCAGAGGACCGUGCGCACCUUCAAGAGCAAGGCGCCCAAACCAGGCCAGAAGGGAUUCGGAGACGACAUCCCCGGCAUGGAGGGCCUCGGCACUGACAUCACAGUGAUCUGCCCAUGGGAAGCCUUCGGGGACAUGGAGCUCAGCGACCUGGCGAAAUAUGGAAUUAUUUAGCACCUCUCUCCUCAGCCUUUGCCCUUAUUGCCACUACUGUCCCUUAUGUGAUUGUACUAUUAAUUAAGCAGCUGGUAAGCUACUACCUAUGUGCUCUACAGAGGAGGCAGCCUUUGAUGUUUUAGAGGUUCAACCUAAUACUUCCUGUCCUCGCUGCUGUUUCAGGGACUUUACUUUCCCUUGCCUUUCUGCCACUACCCCUUCUUCCCUUCCUAAUUGUCUUCAUUCCUACCUCUUUCUUUUCUUCUUCUUCCUCUUUACGUCUGUCAUUCGUCUCUUGUAACCGGUGCAGUCAGCACAGGGAAAGACAAAAACAAACUGAAUAUAUUGUAUGUGUUGUAAAUAUGAGAGGAGGUUUGACAUCUGCUGUUGUGAAAUCCCAGGACUGCUCUCAUUUCUCUCCUCUUUCACCUCUUCUUCUCAAAGCUGCUGAUUCAACAUGCACAGAUUUUGUGUAUUAGAUAAAUUACAUUUUAUUUUUAUGAGAAAGUCUAUAAUUCACUUUACUCUUUCCGGAAUAACAUCAACCCUGUCUAUUUUCUCAGUAGAGAGGAACAAUUACGAAAAACAGAAUAAAAGUGAAUAUUUUCCGUAGAA